GCAACUCUGGGCCGGGCCCCUCAGGCGCUCGGUCAGCGGGCGCACCGCCCCCUCGUCUGUCAGGAGCUCCCGCGAGCGGAGGAGGGGCUGGGCUGGGCUGGGCCGGGGCGGGCGGGCGGAUGGGCGGAGCCACCCGCCCCCGCGCGAGGCUGAUCCCGCCCUCGCGUCCCACACUGCCCCGCGGCAGGAAGAGGGAGCGGCGGCUUCCGGCACGUCCCCCGCGGCUCCGGGCGUUUGCUGUGCUGGGCUGCUUGUGGGUUAGCGUCUUUGCUCGUGAUGGCCGCCGCCGUCGCUAUGGAGACAGAUGAUGCUGGGAAUCGACUUCGGUUUCAAUUGGAGUUGGAAUUUGUGCAGUGUUUAGCCAACCCAAAUUACCUUAAUUUUCUUGCCCAAAGAGGUUACUUCAAAGACAAAGCUUUUGUUAAUUAUCUUAAGUACUUGCUUUACUGGAAAGAGCCAGAAUAUGCCAAGUAUCUAAAGUACCCUCAGUGUUUACACAUGUUAGAACUGCUCCAAUAUGAACACUUCCGCAAGGAGCUGGUGAAUGCUCAAUGUGCAAAAUUCAUUGAUGAGCAGCAAAUUCUGCAUUGGCAGCACUAUUCCCGGAAGCGGAUGCGCCUUCAGCAAGCCCUGGCAGAGCAGCAACAGCAAAAUAACACAUCAGGAAAGUGAAAAGCUGAUCCAGACCAGGCUCUUACGACAUGUAUAUAUUGCUUUUGUACAUGAAGACAGAAAAAGACUCUUGCUCCGAACCUUUAUUGUGACAGCACCCAGAACCGAUAGUGUGCUAUUUAAUUGAACUAAUUUUUUAUUCUCAAUAGAUUAUUUCUUUUAAACUAGAAUUGUUCUUUCUCUGUGGAUCUGUAAGCUUUCAUUAGUAUUUAAUAGUCAACUGACUAAGAGUAGAAAUGUUAGGUGCUUCAGACCAAUUUUAGAGUUGGGGAGCUGGGGCAAGGGGAGAGCCACCAAAUAUCCCAAAGUUUAAGCAAAACUGUUCAUGAUGAACAGUGGGACCAGGGGCAAAUCUGUCUCUAGGAACCUUGCUGUCCCCUCAGAUCAGCUACGGCACCCUUCUAAGGAGUGAGAGAAGUGGAAUCAGUGACCUCUACACAUCAAAGCAGGAACUGCAUAAAUUUCCUACAUUCUGCAGGGCAGGAGGCAUACCUGGAGCACCAGCUACUUUGCAGGAGAGCCUUAAGGGAGAAUUGAGGUCAGGGAGUGUUUGUGGUUAAUUACUAAUAGGACUCUCGACCUUAGACUAUAACAAAGGUGAGGUGCCUCAGAUACUUGUGCUCAUUUGGGAAAGCUAACUUUUUUUUUUUGGCAGAUACCACAAACCAGGCACUAUGUUAAGUGCUUAGUUGCAUUCUCAUUUUAUCCUUAGAACAGUCCUUGUUCAUAAAGGAGAACACUUAGGUGUAGACAAGUUAGGAACCUUGCCUGUGGUUACACAGCUAGUAGGUGAUAGUCAGUGAGACUGGCUAAAAGGCUAGGUUAUAUGGCCUCCCACCACUAGGUUGUAUGGCUUCUGACCUCUCCGCCACCUGCCUCAUCCCGCACAAUCAGACAGCUGUAAAACAAAAGCAGGGGCUGGAUUAGAUGUGCCUUGCUAUCCUUCAGUGGUUAGAUUAAGUUCUACAUUCUAAAGCCAAAGAUGUUUUAGGAUAACAGUUCUUUUGUAAGUUCAUGGAAUUUAAAGUAAAAGAUCCUAACUUCUUUA
This is a messenger RNA of Sus scrofa (pig), 1720 nucleotides long. It is a transcript of the gene MED31, whose product is annotated as mediator complex subunit 31. Gene Ontology annotation, cellular component: mediator complex. Gene Ontology annotation, biological process: regulation of DNA-templated transcription. Gene Ontology annotation, molecular function: transcription coregulator activity. NCBI's taxonomy places the organism in Eukaryota, Metazoa, Chordata, Mammalia, Artiodactyla, Suidae. The record is from RefSeq and is a predicted model, not a curated record.